GUUAUUUUGGUCAGUUCUGCGAGAAUCAAACCGAGAAUUUAUGCAACAUGGUCGACUGUUUCAACAACGCCACGUGUCUCGGCAACAGCAGCCAUUUUUCUUGUCUGUGUCCUUCCGGUCUGACUGGCACGCACUGCGAGGUGGACAUCAACGAGUGCGAGCCGUCGCCCUGUGUACACGGCCAGUGUGUUGACCAGAGGAACGGCUACCUGUGUCUGUGUGAGCCAGGUUACCAUGGAGACAACUGUACAGAAAUGCACCAGGAAUGUUCAUUGAACCCGUGUAAAAACAACGGUUACUGCCAGGAGAUGGAGGGGACGCAUUUUGACUUCACGUGCCACUGUCAGCCUGGGUGGGCAGGCAGGGAUUGUUCUACUAAGGUACCUGCUUGUGUUCCCAACACCUGCAUUCAUGGAACAUGUCUGGAGGGGAUCAACAACUUUACCUGCACUUGUGACCAAGGUUACACAGGUAGCAGAUGUGAGGUGAAUAUUAAUGACUGUAACCCUAACCCAUGCAGGUUUGGUGGCCACUGUAAGGAUGGUGUCAACGCACAUACGUGUUUAUGUAUCCAUUCACAUGCUGGCUCCAACUGCCAGUUUACACUUGAUCUGUUUUCUCCAAUCCUCGAAGACGUGGACAUAGCAGGGGGGAUAAUUCACAACCCCCAGCACACGCGCAACCUGUACAUUGUGGCAGGAACCCUGACAGCCGCUGUGGUUGUCAUGAUCCUGAUCCUGAUUGGUUGCUACUGCCGCAUCAGUCAGGCCUACCUGUCAUGUUGUGGAAUAUCCAGGCUGUUUUGGUACAAGAAAUACAGAGAAGAUUUGACCAUCAAUGUGGAUGUCACCAGUGCCUCAGACUGUCCACUGGCAGUAGACUCCUACUGGAAACAGAUAGACUGUGAAACAGAGGCUCUACACUCCAGUUCCUCUAGGAACUCAUUCCAGAACCACACUGUGUGAGCACUUCAUCACAUGCUUUAUUUACACAUCACGCUCAAUUUUUUUUUUUAAAAGCUGGAUCACUUGUACGCCAUAUUUAAAUUAAUUUUUAGCUGAACAAACAAAACUAUUUUUUUUUAAAUUGCAAGGGUGUUUAUACAGAAAUUUUAUCACAAUGUUAAGAAUGCUGAUUUUAAAAAUACGAACAAUGAAAUUUUUUAUUUUAUUCAAAACAAGUGCUCAUACUGAUGAUUCUUUUUAAUUGCAAAUAAUUUCUAUCAACUGGGUUGUACUUCAUUAAUUACUCUUGCCUUUUAAAUUUUUUCCUGAUAUGUUGUUAGUGAUAGUAAUAAGUAAUCAAAAAAUGUCUUUGUUUAUGGUUUCUACACUGUUUUCUUUACAUUUUUAACGUCUUCAUUACAACACUAGUGUUGCAGUGUAUUAAAAUAAAUGAUGUGAAUAUUAAUCUUGUUUAAAAUAAUAUUGUUUGUAUAAACACCUAUUUCUAUGAUAGUUGUCUACCCAUGUAGAUACAUGACACUGUACAUAUUUAUAAAUAUAAAUCUUUCAUUACUGCAUUUUAAUUACUUUGCAAUAGUCAGCCAUAAAAAAUGUAUGAUUGCAAAUUUCUGUCAAUUAAAAUUCUGUAUGAUGUGUGAUCCAACGUAUCAUUAUGUCAGUUAAGUAAAUAAAAGUUGACACCUCGAUAUUAACUGUGUGGCCUAAGCGGUAGAGUGCUAGGUUGCUAACCUGAAGUCUCGAGUUUGAAUCCUGGUUCAAGUUAGAGGAACGUCCUUGAGUCUACUAAGCUCUGAUAGGUACAUAACUCACAUUAGGGAAAGCAAAGGGCGGCUGGGCAAAGUGCUGACCACACCAUCCCUUUAUAUGCCAAGGUCAAGAAUCAUAUAAAGAACCAUCUACCCAAAAGAUUGCCAGGUCUAAACAGGUUUCUUAAUCCCAUACUAGCCGUAAACUGUUGAGAGGUUGGUUCUUAUGUACAUUUCAACUUACCAACCUGAAGGCUGGUGAUUUAAAAAGUCCUUCAGAGCCUUGGAUGUUAGGAGUUGACUUUCACCAAACCAUCCUAGAUUAAAGAAAAAUGUUUUUUUAAACACCAGCUCGACAAUAAGAUAAUUAUUUUAAAAAUCUCGUCUGAUUAUUGCUGCGAGUUCCCUAAUCACAUUAGGUUGAAGAAAAAUGUUUUUAAAAUACUAAGGGGAAGAAUAAUUUUAAAAAUAUCUAGUCUGUAUGAUACGCUCUAGACAUUAAAUAAGAUUAUUGCUGUGAUUUUUUUGUAUCAUGUCAACCUCUGUUAACACAUGUUUCAAUAAAGUAAUAAUUCUAACAAAGAUACUUCAAU
This is a messenger RNA of Physella acuta, 2304 nucleotides long. Its product is annotated as delta and Notch-like epidermal growth factor-related receptor. The record is from RefSeq and is a predicted model, not a curated record. Gene Ontology annotation, molecular function: calcium ion binding. Lineage: Eukaryota; Metazoa; Mollusca; Gastropoda; Physidae.